AUGCAUUCUUGGAUUAAACAUAAAUUCAUCACCCUAAAGUGGAUUCCAACAAGAAUAAAGAAAGAUCUCACCAAAAGAAAAUGCCUACAAGUUAAACUCCAAGAACUACCGUUAUUCAAUCUUCAUGAGCUGGCAAGUGCAGCAAAAAACUUCCAUCAAUCAAAUAACCUUGGGCAGGGUGGAUUUGGUCCCGUACACAAGGGAAAACUGACAAAUGGACAAGAAAUUGCAGUAAAAAGACUUUCAAGAACCUCUGGACAAGGGAUAGAAGAAUUUAUGAAUGAGGUGGUGGUGAUCUCUAAACUCCAACACCGGAAUCUUGUUAGACUCCUUGGCUGCUGUGUUGAAGGAGAAGAAAAGAUAUUGGUCUAUGAAUACAUGUCAAACAAAAGUUUGGAUGCAUUUCUCUUUGUCAAACCAAAACUACUAGAUUGGAGAAGAUGCUUCAACAUUAUGGUGGGAAUCGGUCGAGGUCUGUUGUACCUUCAUAGGGAUUCCAGAUUAAUAAUUAUUCAUAGAGAUCUAAAGGCAAGUAAUAUUUUAUUGGAUGAAGAGCUAAAUUCAAAAAUAUCAGAUUUUGGUAUGGCUAGGAUUUUUGGGGGAAAUAAAGAUCAAGCCAAUACUACUAGGGUUGUUGGAACGUACGGUUAUAUGUCCCCUGAAUAUGCAAUGGAAGGACGAUUUUCAGAAAAAUCGGAUGUUUUUAGCUUCGGAGUGUUGUUACUCGAAAUGGUUAGUGGAAGAAGAAACUCUAGCUUUUAUGAUGAUGAGCAGGACAUGAGCCUUCUAGGAUUUGCAUGGAAAAUGUGGAAUGCAAACAACAUUGUGGCAUUAAAAGACCCAAUGAUACGUGAACCAUGCUUUGAAAUGGAAAUUUUGAGAUGCAUACAUGUCGGGUUGCUGUGUGUGCAAGAAUUUGCUGAAGAUAGGUCAUCUGUAUCCAUUGUUAUUUUCAUGCUUAAAAGUGAGACUCUUGAUCUACCUCAACCAAAGCAACCUGCAUUCAUCGAAAGGCGAAUUGCUCUAGAUGCUGGGUCCUCUCAACACAGCCUAAGUAAAUGCUCGGUUAACAAUGUUAUUGUUACAAUGGUUCAAGGCCGAUAG
Messenger RNA from Corylus avellana, 1104 nucleotides. The record is from RefSeq and is a predicted model, not a curated record. NCBI's taxonomy places the organism in Eukaryota, Viridiplantae, Streptophyta, Magnoliopsida, Fagales, Betulaceae.